Molecule: messenger RNA, 1601 nt
Organism: Ricinus communis (castor bean)
Lineage: Eukaryota; Viridiplantae; Streptophyta; Magnoliopsida; Malpighiales; Euphorbiaceae
Product: putative clathrin assembly protein At4g40080
Exons: 1
Coding region: 467-1477 (336 amino acids)
Biological process (GO): vesicle budding from membrane; clathrin-dependent endocytosis; clathrin coat assembly
Cellular component (GO): clathrin-coated vesicle; clathrin-coated pit
Molecular function (GO): phosphatidylinositol-4,5-bisphosphate binding; 1-phosphatidylinositol binding; clathrin heavy chain binding
Source: RefSeq, a predicted model, not a curated record
AUUUAUAAAGCAUCUUUUUCGAGCUUAUAAAAGUCACAGAUAGAAUUUGGUUUGAAAACUCAAAUUUAUUAUUUUUACGCGUCUUUAAAAGGUUAGUCUGAUAUUAGAAUAAAUUCCUCGAUUUAAAUAAAUUCAGAAUUUAAAAUUUCAUUCUCUAAUUUAUAAUAAAAAAGAAAAAAAAAAAUCUUUGUUUUAUUUUAACACCGAAUCCUUAACAACGAAGACUUUUAAAAUAGAGACAUCUUCCGGCAAACAAUUUCUAGCAAAUUUCUGUUGCAUGACAUUUGGAAAAAUAAAAUAAAAAAAUCAGAGUAAGAAAUGGUAAAACAAUUAGCGUGGCAGCCGCCAUGAUUAUCAUAUAAAUAUUUUGUGUGUGUCUAAUAGUAUUACCUUAUCCAACCAUACAUAAGUAACUUGAAAAUUUAUUUAUUAUGCAUUUUUCUCUUCAUCUCUUCAACAAAUCCUUAUGGGCCAAACCAAGAAACUAAGAAUUCUCAUUUCCUUUCUCAAGGACAAGACUUCUCUGAUUAAAACAACCCUAUCAACUAAACGCCACUCCAGAAUACACAUCGCCGUCCUCCGUGCCACCACACACGACUCCUCCGCACCGCCGUCCGAUCACCGCAUCGCCGCUGUCUUAUCCCUCAGACACAUCACUAGCCAUGAUGCUGCAUCUACAUGCAUUGAAGCUCUUAUGGAUAGACUGCACAGCACAAAGAAUGCUUUCGUUGCCCUAAAGUGCCUCUUUAUAAUGCAUAUUAUUAUUACAAAAGGCUCUUUUAUUCUCAAAGAUCAGCUCUCUAUUUACCCUUCUUUUGGAGGAAGAAAUUUUCUUAACCUAUCAAUGUUUCGCGAUGAAUUAGAUUCUGAAAGGUGGGACUUGUCUUCUUGGGUUAGAUGGUAUGCAGCUAUUGUAGAGCAACUUUUAGCUGUUUCAAGAUUUCUUGGAAGUCCUUGUUUGUCUACUGUAAACAACAAAGACAAAGAAAAGAAAGUUUCGACAUUAUUGAGCAGGGAUUUAUUAUCAGAAAUACACGUUCUACUAGAUUUUGUUGAAGUAAUCAGUCAGGUACCCGAAUCUUUGCAUCUUCAAAGGAACAAUUUGAUUUAUGAGAUAGUUAGAUUGGCUUCUGAUGAUUAUAGGUCAGUUCAACAUGAAAUCAUUUUCCGAGUCAAGGAACUCGGGGAAAGAAUUCCAAGGUCGAGUUACAGUGAGUUGACUCAGAUUCUGGGUUACUUGAAAAGAUUCGAGAGUUUCAAAGAAAGAUUAUGUUUGUUGUUUGUAAAUAGGAAUAGGAAUGAUGCAUUAUGGGAGUUGGUAUGUGAGAUAAAGAUGAAGACAGAAGAAAUGAUUAAGGAAAAGGGAGAGAUAAAGUUGCUGAAAAUGGACGGCACGAACGAUUCAAGCCGGUGGACUCGGUUUGGAGAAGAAGGGUUUGCCGUGGUGGAUGGUGGUCAUUGGACCAGGUUUUCUUAGCCGUUUGUGCAAUUAUGUAAAGGUGCUAAUUCUGACUAAUUCUCCCAACUUAUGACUUUAAUUAUACUUGUGUUUCUUUUGUUUGAAAAUUGAAUAAAGAUUAUAUUUUACUUUUCGUUUUUCA